CGUGUAAAACUAUACUCCAAGUUGUUGCUUUCGGGUCACAAGGAUCACCCGCACGUGAACUUGUGCAAUCACCGAAUCACCGCCGUGCGCGCACCAGGACGCUUUCUCUUCGGAUAGAGCUCGACAGGGAGUUGGGACUGCUCAACAUCGCCGUCCGAAAGGGAGACGAAGAAAGAGAGAGCUGGAGAGAGAGAGGAUAUGGACGGGAAGACAGGCAGAAAUCGUAGAAAAGCGUAACUACAUGCGCGCGUAACGCUUCUGCUGGCGUGUGUUAAGGCACAAAGCAGAUUGGAUUGGAUAAAUGUGAACAUACACUCUUUUUUUUUUUCUUCCUGGGCAUGUUUCUGCUGCCGGAGUGAGAUGUUUUGGGUCUAUUAUGGAAACACCGAAGGAUGAUUACUGGGCUGCAGAAAGGCUGGUCUGUGCGUUUUUAGGUCUGGAAAUGAUUGGAACUGAAUAUAUACUUCGCAGUUAACUUUGGGGACACGAUACAUGCAAAUGCGGUAGGUCACUCCAUAACUGCUGAACAUAGCAGACUCGCACUGCUGUAUUUUCCACAUUGUACGAUGUUCGCAGGGCUAUGUUAGACCCCACGAAGCUGAAAUGUGAUACAAGACUUUAGUUCGGUCGACACGAGAGCACAACUUGCCACAUUGAGCGGCUCUGUUCUUCGCGUUUAUAACCGUAUCAGUAACGCCUUUUUAAUGAAACUUUGUUAAGAAUGAAGAAAAGAAAAUCCCCUUAGCACGCGUUUUUUUUUUUUUUUUGGUUCUGGUUACAUCGCCGCCUCUAGUUGACGGAAUCUAUGGAAACGAGUUUCUAAAUCUUGUCUUAUUCCCACAAAUCCACUGCUCCUGUUCACAAGAAGACAGCAGAACAGGACAUGAUUUGGGAUGGGGAUAUAGAGCGGUAAUCUCUUGUUCAUUACGCGUAAAGUUGCAACUCAGAGUCAUUGAUUUUUGAGUUUUUUUCUUUUUUUUUUAAGUGAAUGGUUAAGACACCAGGCGCUGGCAGGGAACGGAUUGCCUUGCUUGCGUAUGCGCUGGGAAUCGCGGCGUUCAGCCCCCUGAACCAGUAAAAGUGAACACUGAUUGUGUGUGAGGAAACGCUCACGGGGGACCCAAAAGCCGAUAUGGAGGAGUGGAGACAAUGCGGGCGGUGGUUGAUAGACUGCAAGGUCCUGCCCCCGAACCACCGGGUCGUGUGGCCCUCUGCGGCCGUCUUCGACUUGGCACAGGCCCUACGGGACGGGGUGCUCCUGUGCCAGAUGUUGCACAAUCUCUCCCCGGGAUCUGUGGACCUAAAAGAGAUCAAUUUCAGACCCCAGAUGUCACAGUUUUUGUGUUUGAAGAACAUCCGGACAUUUCUCAAGGUGUGCCACGACAAGUUUGGCCUGCGCAACAGCGAGCUGUUUGACCCUUUCGACCUCUUCGAUGUCAGGGACUUUGGAAAGGUAAUCUCAGCUCUGUCAAGGAUCUCCCACCACAGCAUUGCACAGAUCAAAGGCAUCAGGCCCUUUCCAUCAGAGGACACAGCUCUGAAUGAGGAUGAUGUGUAUCGAAGUCUUGAAGAGCUUGCAGAUGAGCAUGACUUGGGUGAGGAUGACAUCUAUGAUUGUGUGCCGUGUGAGGAUGACGGGGACGACAUCUACGAGGACAUCAUUAAGGUGGAAGUACGACAACCCAUGAUCAGAUACAUGCAGAAAAUGGGCAUGUCAGAAGAUGACAAGAGAAAUUGCUGCUUAGUGGAGAUCCAGGAGACUGAGGCAAAGUACUACAAGACUCUGGAGGACAUUGAGAAGAAUUACAUGAUCCCCCUGAAGCAAGUUUUAAGCCCACAGGACAUGGAGGCUAUCUUCGUCAACCUUGAGGAUGUGAUCAAAGUCCACUUUGCCCUCCUGAGAGCCAUCGACCUGAACAUGGUCAGUGGAGGAAACGGCCUGGGGAAGAUCUUCCUCGACUUCAAGGAAAGGUUGCUGAUUUAUGGCCAGUACUGCAGCCACAUGGAAAAUGCCCAGAAGACACUGGAUGAGCUUAUAGCGACACGGGAGGAUGUCAAGAUGAAAGUAGAGGAAUGCACUAUGAAAGUCCAGGAAGGGAAGUUCAAGCUGCAGGAUCUGCUGGUGGUUCCCAUGCAGAGGGUCCUGAAGUAUCAUCUACUACUGAAGGAACUUUUGAGUCAUUCAACUGACCGACCAGAGAGACAGCAGCUCAAGGAGGCAUUGGAAGCUAUGCAGGACCUGGCUAUGUACAUCAAUGAGGUCAAAAGGGACAAUGAGACACUGAAGAAAAUCAGCGAAUUCCAAAGUUCAAUUGAGAACCUUCAGGUGAAACUGGAGGAGUACGGCAGGCCAAAGAUAGAUGGAGAACUGAAAGUGUCCUCUAUCGUCAACCGAACAAAACAGGACCGGUAUAUAUUCCUGUUUGACAAAGUGGUUAUUGUGUGCAAGAGGAAAGGCUAUAGCUAUGAGCUCAAAGAGAUUAUCGAGCUACAGUCAUAUAAAAUGUCUGAUGACCCCAUGAACAACAGGGACAUGAAAAAGUCGAGUGGAAAAAUGUGGUCUUAUGGUUUCUACCUGAUCCACCUGCAAGGGAAGCAGGGCUUCCAGUUCUUUUGUAAAACUGAGGAAACCAAGAGGAAGUGGAUGGAGCAGUUUGAGAUGGCCAUGUCCAACAUCAAGCCAGAGAGAGCCACAGCCAAUCAGCAUAACUUCCAGAUGCACACAUUUGAUAAGAACACCAACUGUCGAGCUUGCAAGAUGUUGUUGAGGGGUAUCUUCUAUCAGGGCUACUACUGUUCUCGUUGUGGAACAGGAGCACACAAGGAAUGCCUGGAAGUCAUCACCAUCUGCAAAAUCAAUCCCCAUGACUUGGAACCUGGGAUGUCAUCAGGUCCUAAGAUGGUGGCAGUGAGGAACUACCAUGGCACACCAGCCCCCCCAGGGAAGCCCCCGCUUUGUUUUCAGACAGGAGACUUUAUUGAGCUGCUGAAGGGAGACCCUGACACCUCCUGGUGGGAGGGAAAGCUCAUACAGACCCAAAAGAGUGGCUUCUUCCCCAGUUCAUGUGUAAAGCCCUGUUUGGAUCCCAAGCCUUUCCAGUCAUUCCCAAGCCGGCAGUCCUCAAGGGAAACAGACUACUAUGGAUAUCCCUGGUUUGCAGGGAACAUGGAGCGCCAGCAAGCAGACAACCUCUUAAAGUCCCACAGCAGUGGCACCUACCUGAUCAGAGAGAGAACGGCCGAAGCAGAGAGGUUCGCCAUCAGCAUCAAAUUCAAUGAUGAAGUGAAGCACAUAAAAGUCAUUGAGAAGGACAGCUGGAUUCACAUCACUGAGGCCAAGAAGUUUGAGAGUCUACUGGAGCUUGUUGAGUACUAUCAGUCCCAUUCACUGAAGGAAAGCUUCAAGUUGUUAGAUACCACGUUGCGUUACCCCUACAAGUCCAGAGAACGCUCGCUAACACGGGCCAGUACCCGCUCACCAGCCACCUGCGCCUCGUACAACUUCUCGUUUCUCAGCCCACAGGGUCUCAACUUCUCUUCUCAGAGCUCAGCUCCCUUUUGGUCAGUGUUCACUCCACGGGUUGUCAGCACAGCGGUAGCCAGGUAUAACUUUGCCGCGCGGGACAUGCGAGAGCUGUCACUGCGAGAAGGAGACAUUGUCAAGAUCUAUAGCAAGAUCGGUGGAGACCAGGGGUGGUGGAAGGGGGAGGCCAAUGGACGAAUUGGAUGGUUUCCCUCAACCUACGUGGAUGAAGAAGGAGGGCAGUAAGUCUCGGAUGUUGCCCCGGCUCCCUACAAAUCAGAACCCAUCUUCUAUCCACAGUCCUCAGAGAAAACUACUCGGGUCCCCAGGAAAACAACACAAGAAGAAAAAAAAAAAAGAACUUUUUUUGCUGGAUACUCACUUUUGCAGUGAGGAUUUUUACCCCGUUUCUCUAUCUUCAAGUAUGCAUCGGCUUUGCUUUUGUUUGUAAUUUUUUUUUUUUUUUUUUUUUGGGUAGGAUGUCCUGUUUGAUCUCUAUGUGGAAAAAAAAAUGGCUUGCUGUCUGUCAGCCUCUGUGUGCUCUGCCGAGGCUUUAAUGAACAGAGGGUGCUAUAGAGAGCACCAACACACCGCAGACACUGACUGUGGAUAGUUUUACAUUGGUAAGGCUCCCCUUUGUUGCGAGGGGAAAUAAAUGUACAGUAUAGAUAAUUUAUUGAAUAGAGAUACUAAUGAUUAUUGUGCGGAAGUAAAGUUGAUAUUAGUAACAGCUAAGAAUCAGAUGAAGAAAAAAAAAAAGAGAAAGUCAGACACGCUCUGUUUUCAUGCUGGGAGAUUUUUGCCUUAGUUGUCAUGGCAAUGCCUUGUGGGCUGACGCCAGUGGAGGGAAAAGACUUGAUGACUGGUUUUACUUUUUGUGUAUGCUUCUGCCCAUGUGCGUGCAAACACACACACACACACAAACACACACACACACACACACACACAUACAUCCUGACCAAUGUACAGUACAGUGCCUUUGAAAAAUGGUCAUUGCUCACAGAACCUCAACAUCAGCCAGUCAAGAACAUUGCCAUCCGCAAAUAACAGUCACUCCCCAGGCUAAGGAGACUACUAUGUAACACCUAGAGAAGGGGAAGGGCGCUUCUCUGACACACUUUGGGGUUAGCUCCCACUCUGAACCUUUGAAAGCACGACGGUGAAGCAUUUGAACUCCUCCCAACUGGAGACUGAAUGGACUCCCAUAGAAAACCACUGAAGGGUUUUGCAGCCAGACCACAACAAUCAGUUACCGAAUCACGAGUCUAUGGGUACUUGCAAUCAGCUGGAUGCAAAAGGGAAACAUCAGGAUAUUCCACGUAACAACCAUUUCACACUUCUGAAUCUUUGUGCUCAUUGUUUUAUGGUUUUAUUUUGCACAGAAUCAAAAUGUUUAUGUUUUGAUAACUGGACCAACACCUUUAUUAUUAGAAACCAAAUUCAACCAUAUUGUAAUGUCUGCAUGGGCUUCGGUCUUUUGUUAUGAUUUUGUACCUUGCCUUAUUUACAGUUGAUCAGGUGAUGGGUUUUUUUUUUUUUUUUUUUUUUUUUUUUGGAUGUUAAUCAUUUUUCAUAUGGGUGGCAUUUUGGUGCUGAGCAGGCUGGUGAAAUUAAACAGUUUCAGAAGGUUUCAACUCUGUCUGUGUGCUAAAAAAAAAAAAAAAAAAAAAAAAAAUGACAAAAGCUGCGGAAGGAACCCUAAAUAAUGCUGUGAUUAUUUAGGGGUGCAAUGCUUAAGUGUUUCCAUUUUACCUCCAGUAUUUACAUUCCUGUCAGAAUUGUAUUAGCUGUUUUGGACUACUUUGCCAACUCACAGUUUGUGUAGCACACAGACAGGGUCCUCUAACAGCGUCACUCUGCCAGCUUUCAUCACAUUUCACAUUGUGGGGGAUCAUAAGAAAAACAGAACAUGGUAAGUCACUGAGCAUAAAUGUACAGUCAGGAAAAAAAAAAAAAAA
Messenger RNA from Myripristis murdjan (pinecone soldierfish), 5481 nucleotides. It is a transcript of the gene vav2, whose product is annotated as vav 2 guanine nucleotide exchange factor. The transcript is spliced from 30 exons. The record is from RefSeq and is a predicted model, not a curated record. NCBI's taxonomy places the organism in Eukaryota, Metazoa, Chordata, Actinopteri, Holocentriformes, Holocentridae. The coding region runs from base 1133 to 3769 and encodes 878 amino acids. Gene Ontology annotation, cellular component: cytoplasm. Gene Ontology annotation, biological process: intracellular signal transduction; cell migration; regulation of GTPase activity. Gene Ontology annotation, molecular function: protein binding; guanyl-nucleotide exchange factor activity.